CACAGCAGGCGAGCGAAGGAUUCGACCGUUGCGUCCUCCGCCCAAAUCUUAAAAGAGUCUCCGAUCCCAGAUCCCCUCCCAAUUCCAAACUCGCCUCGUCCGGCGCUCCCCCACCCGUGCAGCCAUGGCGAUCGCCACCGAGUCGCGCGGCAGCGAGGACAAGGCUUCACCACACGCAAAUGAAGAGAAGCGGUGGGUACUGUCUGAUUUUGAGGUUGGGAAGCCACUUGGGAGGGGCAAGUUUGGCCAUGUUUACCUGGCCAGAGAAAAGAGGAGUAAUCAGAUUGUGGCUUUGAAAGUUCUUUUCAAGAGCCAACUGAAACAAUCUCAGGUGGAACAUCAGCUUCGCCGUGAAGUAGAGAUACAGAGUCACCUCCGUCAUCCCAAUAUUCUACGCCUGUAUGGGUACUUCUAUGAUCAGACCCGUGUUUACUUAAUCUUGGAAUAUGCUGCUAAGGGAGAACUGUACAAGGAGUUGACGAGGUGCAAGCAUUUCUCUGAACGACGUUCAGCGACUUACAUUGCUUCACUGGCGAGAGCACUCAUCUAUCUUCAUGGGAAGCAUGUAAUCCAUAGAGACAUUAAACCAGAGAAUCUUUUAAUUGGGACCCAGGGAGAGCUCAAAAUUGCAGACUUUGGCUGGUCUGUCCACACCUUCAAUCGUAGACGGACAAUGUGCGGAACUCUAGAUUACCUGCCACCUGAAAUGGUCGAGAAGACAGAACAUGACUACCACGUCGACAUCUGGAGCUUGGGUAUACUGUGUUAUGAGUUCCUUUAUGGGGUCCCGCCUUUUGAAGCCAAAGAACAUUCUGAGACAUAUCGAAGGAUAGUGAAAGUCGACCUGAAGUUUCCGUUGAAACCAUUCGUUUCUCCUGCCGCAAAGGACCUAAUUUCACAAAUGCUCGUAAAGAACUCAGCGCACCGGCUUCCUCUUCACAAGGUACUCGAGCACCCAUGGAUUGUUCAGAAUGCCGACCCCUCCGGCGUGUACAGAGGGUAGGGCACGGCGAAAUACUUCCUCACUCUCCACAAUGCGAGGGGAGUUUUGAUUCUUUUCACUGAUGUUAUGGCUUCGGCCCUGCGCCCAAAUUGCCCGCCCCGAGCUGUAUCUUGUAGCGCUAUGUGUAUGUGUGCGUGCGCGCGUGAUCUAUACACGGCAAUGCCCUGUAGUACUAAUGUAGAAUUUCUUACUACUGGUCUAUAAUUCUGAGCCUCGGAAUACCUAUCUGAAACUUGAACAUUUGAUGUGCCCAUUUCA
Molecule: messenger RNA, 1261 nt
Organism: Phragmites australis (common reed)
Lineage: Eukaryota; Viridiplantae; Streptophyta; Magnoliopsida; Poales; Poaceae
Product: serine/threonine-protein kinase Aurora-2
Exons: 9
Coding region: 125-1003 (292 amino acids)
Biological process (GO): regulation of cytokinesis; mitotic spindle organization; protein phosphorylation
Cellular component (GO): spindle microtubule; chromosome passenger complex; spindle pole centrosome
Molecular function (GO): protein kinase activity; ATP binding
Source: RefSeq, a predicted model, not a curated record